Molecule: messenger RNA, 3262 nt
Organism: Sipha flava (yellow sugarcane aphid)
Lineage: Eukaryota; Metazoa; Arthropoda; Insecta; Hemiptera; Aphididae
Exons: 1
Coding region: 1860-2465 (201 amino acids)
Source: RefSeq, a predicted model, not a curated record
AUAUUUUUUUAUUAAUUAUUUUUUUUUACUUACAUAGAAGCAUUACAAUUUUUCUUUAUUUUAUCUGAGUCUAAAUUUGCCGCCCCCGGGCAAUUGCCCACCGGUGCCCCCCCCCCUUAAAACCGGCCCUGAUACCAACACAUCUAUACCAAUAAUCUAAAUUAUCAUAUUCAAGUAUGUUAGUACAGGGUGACCAGACGUCCCGUUUAAAACGGGUGUUUGUGCCAAUAAGUCCUUUUUUAUUGCAUGUGUGUAUAUUUGUUCUCGUAUCAAAUCUUAUCGCGCGUAUGCCCUGUGCUCGACGACAGCAACAAUUUUUGUGGGUUGACCGCCCAGUACGCCCGUGAGAUCGUUACUCUCCGUGAUUUUUGUUGAUCAAUGUUACCAUUUUCGUGCGAUACAUAGUGGUGCGUUGCGUAUCCUCAGCCAUCGUUAGCGGCGGUGAUAAGCCGCCGUUUGCGACUGGCCGAGUACGUAAGCGCAUUGUUAUCGUCACGUGUAAAUGUUCGUUGUUCCACGUUUUUAUUAUUUGUCGGUUAUGUUUCAAAAAAGUUGAAAGUCAUGUUCUCCGUGCCACAAGUUUUUUUUAAGUUCCUUUGUUUUCAAUUUUAGUGUCAUGGCACUCAGGCAUUUUAUUCUUCAUGUGGCGACCGGUGGCUUGUGCUUUCGUGGUAACGUUCAUCGGCCGAUAUUCCUUCUUCUCUUUCUGUUCUUGUCGUAUAAACUGUCUGUAUAAGAAUCAGUGUGUUACGGUCAGAGCAUCGGGAAGAGCCUCUGUUACUUAAAUCCGUCUAAUUCUGUUAAUCAUAUGUUUCUAUUGAUUUAAUUAUUUUAAUAAAGUAUAGGGAUAAUUUAAAACCACGCAUUAAUUAUAACACGUACAAAACAGUUGUGGAGACGUCAAUAACAAUACAUUGUUUAUGCGAAAUAAUAGCAGUUUAGAAAAAUAAAAUAAAAUCAAUGAAUUCAUUCAAUGAACGUAAUAGAAUUUUAACGUCAAUAAUAAUCGAUUUUCAACUAUUUAUUUAUACUUUAUUUUUUUUUCAAGAUUAUACCUUUUCUACUACAAUUUGAACCACUAAAAUAUCAUAAUUACUGAAUGGUGUCCCGACAAUUGAGCGCGCGACAAUUGAGCGCAGACAAUUGAGCGAAGACAAUUGAGCGCGGCGAAAAUUGGGCGCUGCGAAAAUUAAGCACCGAGACAGUUGAGCGCUUUAACAUAAUAUUAUACUAUAUUGAGUAAAAGCUUAGUGCAGAACUGCUGUACAUGAAAUUACGAAAUUAGAAAUGAAUUUGUUCGCAGUAUCUGCGAAUACCUAUAUAACCCGUCAGAUAAAUCCUUAUGUUUGAUGAUAAUCAGAUAAUGUUAUCGAUAAGGUGUUAUUGAAAGAAUAAAAUUCCAACGACGGUAAUGCAGCAGUAAAUGUAGACUCUUAUCGCUGGAUAACUACACAUGUGAACUUUGCAAGGUAUUUAUUGAUGUUAUAUUUUCACACGUGCAUACUGAACCAGCUUCAUUGAAGGAGUUGAUCAUUCCACCUGAGUUUACAACAACAUUAGAUGAUAAACCAUUUUUAUUAUAUGAUAGUUAUUCACAAAAUCAAGAAAUUCCACGCAUAUUAAUUUUUUCAACUACGGAAAAUCUUGAUAUGAUGGUUGAUUGUGAACAUUUGUAUAUUGAUGGUACUUUUUCAUCGUAACCUACUAUUUUCUACCAGCUAUAUACAAUUCACGGUGUACAAUUUAGUAAUGUUUUACCAUCCGUUUUUGUACUUCUUCCAAAUAAAAUUGAAGAAAUAUACUUACGUUUAUUUAAAAAAAUCCUAGAGUUAAGACCAGAAUUAAAUCCAAUUUCUAUAAUGCUAGAUUACGAACAAGCUGCAAUAAAUGCAGUGAAAAAAAUAUUUCCUCAAACGGAAAUAAAUGGAUGUUUUUUCCACUUUUGUCAAUCUAUAUGGAGACAUAUUCAAAACACAGGACUUGCCGUAAAAUACCAUGAAAAUUCCGAGUUUGCAUUAAAUAUUAAAAUGUUAAAUGCAUUAGCAUAUGUUCCACCAGAGUCUGUUAUUACUGCAUUCGAAGACCUAUUACAAACUGAUUUUUAUAAAGAACAUGAAACAAUAUUGACACCUCUCUUAGACUAUUUUGAAGACACAUGGAUAGGUCGUAUUAGUCGUAACAGACAACGAAGAUCCCCAAAGUUUUCGAUAAAAUUAUGGAACUGUUAUGGUUUGAUUAAAAAUGACAUACCAAGGACCAAUAAUGCCAUUGAAGGAUGGCAUAAUUCAUUUAAAUCAAUUUUAAAUGCAGUUCAUCCUUCAAUUUGGAAAUUUAUCGACGCUUUAAAAAAAGAAGAAAAGUUGAAUCGAGUUAGAAUUCAUCAGUUUAUUGCAGGUCAUGAUCCAAAACCAAAAAAAAAAAAAAAAAUACAAAGAUUCAGGAUUAAGAAUAAAAAAUAUUUGUGAACAAUUUCAUUCAAGAUCAACUGAACAGUUUUUAAAAGGCAUUGCUCAAAAUAUUUAAUAUUUUAACUUAACUCAUAAUGUAUUUAUUUGCAGUAUUAUUAAAAUAUGAUGUAAUAUUAACUAUGACUUAUUAUUUUUUUUUUUUUAAUUAUUAACUAACUUUUUUAGGUUUAUAUCGCGCUCAAUUGUCUUAGAACUUAAUUUUCGCAGCGCUCAAGUUUCGUGCGCUCAAUAGUCUUCGCCCAAUUGUCGUGCGCUCAAUUUUCUGCGCUCAAUUGUCGUGAAUCCUUACUGAAUAUGUUAUAUAUCCCAUCACAAAAGAUACGUGUUUAAAUACUUAAUUUCCAGGCCUUAUGUGCAUAAACAACUCUUUAAGAAUUUUGGCUGCCACCGUCACUGAUCUCAAAUAAUCACGAUCCAGUACAUGUUCCUCCUAAUCUGUUACUUCUAACUUCCCUAAAUCAUGUUGCACCUCAUCUAUCAAUCGUUUCUUGGGUUUGCCUCAGGGUCUUUUGCCUAUUGGCUUGUAUUCAACAGCUGCUCAAAUUUCAUUUAUUUCCUCUCCUCCCAUUGUGUGCCCAAACCAUUGCAUUCUUCGUCAUUUUAUGGUAACUUGUUAUGGGAGUCAAUUUGGUCACCUCCUUUAUUUCUUUAUUUCUUUUGAUCUAUAACAGAUAUUAACGUUCUUAUUAUUAACUAUGAGAUAGUUUUGAAUUAUCGGUUUAUGACGAUUAAAAUAUUUUAUCUCUGUUAAAAAAAUAUUACUUUCAAAUAUAUUACAAAUAAAAAUGUACAAA